AGCGAACUCGCCUCGGGAGAAGAGUUACCGCCGGGACCGGUCCCUGGGCUGCUUAGUCUGGUGACGCACUGGCAGAGGCAGUGGACGGGAUUGUUCUCCUGGAGGGGAAGCAAGAUAAAAGGGUUAGCCAUGGCGUCUCUGAUCAGAAAGGUGAUCAGCACUGCGAAAGCUCCAGGGGCCAUUGGUCCUUACAGUCAAGCUGUGUUAGUCGACAGGACCAUUUACAUUUCGGGACAGCUAGGCAUGGACCCUUCAAGUGGACAGCUUGUGCCAGGAGGGGUGGCAGAAGAAGCCAAACAAGCUCUUACAAACAUGGGUGAAAUUCUGAAAGCUGCGGGCUGUGACUUCACUAAUGUGGUAAAAACAACUGUUUUGCUGGCUGACAUAAAUGACUUCAACACUGUCAAUGAAGUCUACAAACAGUAUUUCAAGAGUAGUUUUCCUGCAAGAGCUGCUUACCAGGUUGCUGCUUUGCCCAAAGGAGGCCGUGUGGAGAUUGAAGCAGUGGCUGUCCUAGGACCUCUCACCACAGCAUCGCUAUAAGUGGGCCCAGUGUUAUUUAGUCUGGAAUCGUAACAAUGUUUUUAAGUUUACAUCUUAAUUUUUACCGUUGAUGUUGGAAAGUGUAUGAUUGGCUAAAACAUUUGAGGUCAUUAUGGAAAUAGCCAUAAAAUAAGGGGAAUUAAGCAUGAAUUGGAGAUUAGAUGACAACUCCAAUUACUGGCGCCAUAUAUCAUACACACACAUACUCAUGGUACUAGACGUCGGAAAAGAGAUGCUCAUUACAUACGCAAAUAAAUGAAAGUAGAGGGAAAUAAAUCAUGCAAGAGAGGAAUUACCAUUCCUAAUAAAUAAUUAAGAGCACACAUAAUUCAGUUAAAUCCUAUUAAUUUAAUGAUGUGAAAUAAUUAGUCCUCACAUCAGCUAUAUAAUUCUGCUUUUACUUGAAUAAAAUUAAAGUACCUGAAAUUUGAAUGGUAGAGAUAAAGGAGAAUAAAGUGGAUCACAAUUUUAAUAGAUAGUAUUUUUCUAAUGGAAAUAAAAUAGACAUGCAGAUUUUC
Molecule: messenger RNA, 1061 nt
Organism: Canis lupus familiaris (dog)
Lineage: Eukaryota; Metazoa; Chordata; Mammalia; Carnivora; Canidae
Gene: RIDA
Product: reactive intermediate imine deaminase A homolog
Exons: 6
Coding region: 130-543 (137 amino acids)
Cellular component (GO): cytosol
Molecular function (GO): deaminase activity
Source: RefSeq, a predicted model, not a curated record